UGAGUGAAUAUCUCAUUCGUGACUCGGAGACGAAAGGACGCGCUUUCUAAUAGUCCCGUUCUCAAGAGGCGGUCCUGAUUUCCGGGACUCUUAUGAGAUAGGAUUAAUUUGUCCAAGCCGUAGGCCAUAAUAUAAUAUUUCUAGAAAUAGUAUGAAACGUGGCACAAAAGUACUGUGACAAAGUAUAUAAAAUUGAUAUUGGUAAAAGCAGGACUUUUGCCAUUAGUGAUAGUUGAACACUGAGAAAAGAAAUGGAGGAAAGUGACAAGAAACAGCAUCGCAAGAGAAACAGUGGGCCAAAGGCUGGCAAAAAAAAGAAGCGUCAUCUGAAAGAUUUAGGACUUGAAGACGAGGAGGAUGCACGGAAGAGAAACCCAAAGGCCUUUGCAGUCCAAUCUGCAGUCCGGAUGGCCAGAACAUUCCACAGGACUCAAGAUUUGAAGACAAAAAAGCAUCACAUUCCAGUGGUUGACCGGACUCCGUUAGAGCCUCCUCCUGUGGUGGUGGUUGUAGUUGGCCCUCCAAAAGUUGGAAAGAGCACCUUGAUAAAAUGUCUAAUUAAGAAUUUCACAAGGCAGAAGUUAGUUGAAAUCCGGGGUCCUGUAACAAUUGUGUCAGGUAAAAAGCGUAGGCUAACUAUAAUUGAAUGUGGAUGUGAUAUUAAUACAAUGAUUGAUCUGGCUAAAGUUGCUGAUCUGGUUUUGAUGCUCAUUGAUGCCAGCUUUGGAUUUGAAAUGGAAACAUUUGAAUUUUUAAACAUUUGCCAGGUGCAUGGUUUUCCCAAGAUUAUGGGUGUUCUUACACACUUGGAUACUUUCAAGAAUAACAAACAGCUCAAGAAGACUAAAAAGAGAUUGAAACACAGAUUCUGGACAGAAGUGUAUCAGGGUGCCAAAUUGUUUUAUCUGUCUGGGAUGGUACAUGGAGAAUAUCAAAAACAGGAAAUCCAUAACCUGGGGCGCUUUAUCUCUGUUAUGAAAUUCCGUCCACUUACUUGGCAGACAUCUCAUCCUUACGUUCUAGCAGACAGGAUGGAAGAUUUGACAAACCCGGAAGAUAUCAGAGUUAAUCCAAAGUGUGACAGGAAGGUUUCACUUUAUGGUUACUUAAGAGGAGCAUACUUGAAAAACAAAAGUCAGCUCCAUAUAGCAGGUGUAGGGGAUUUCACAGUGAGUGAUGUCAGUUUCCUGCCAGAUCCUUGUGCACUUCCUGAACACCAAAAGAAGCGUUCCUUAAAUGAGAAGGAGAAGCUGAUUUAUGCCCCACUGUCAGGUGUUGGGGGCUUAGUGUAUGAUAAAGAUGCUGUUUAUAUUGACCUUGGGGGAAGUCAUGCACAUCAAGGUGAAGAGGAAGAAGGAAGACCAAAUAAUGAACUAGUCCAGAGUCUCAUCUCCACACACACCACCAUUGAUGCCAAGAUGGCUUCAAGCAAAGUCUCUCUCUUCAUGGAUUCCAAACCACUAGCGACUGAGGACAUUGACAACCAAGGCUUGUUUGAGAUGCCUAAAGAAGAGAAGAAAAUUAAUGUGCAUACUGGGAGGGUACGUCGGAAGGCAGUAUUUGAAGAUGAAGAAAAUGAAGAUGAUGGAAGUCAUGAAGAGGAAGAGGAAGAAAUGUCUGGGGAUGGUAGUGAUGGUGAUGAUGAGGAUGGAGAUGGGGAACAAAGUGAUGAAGAUUUUCCAGACCAGGAGCUGGCUCUGAGAUCUUCCAAGCAGUUUAAAGAAGACACCAAACAAGGAACCCUAACAGAACUUCCAGCAUUUGCUGAUAGCGAUGACAGUCUUGAAAUGAGUUCAGAUGAGGAAGAAGAAAUAGGCCUUGAUGGGAGCAGGAAAGAGGCAGAUGUAGGUGGACAAGAAACUGAGGAGGAGAGAGUUACCGACUCCGAAUCUACAACCACAAAAAAAGAUUUAUUGGGUAGGUCUACAUGCGGUGAAACAGACAAAGAGGUGAAAAAUAAUAGAAACUUAUGCAAAAAGGUGGCUCCCACUACAGAUUCUGGAAAUGAGAGAGCUGAAGAAGCAUCAGCCUCUGAGUUGGAAGAAUCCUCUGGUGAGGAUGAAGGAGAAUCAAUGGACAAUUCUGAUACUGAAGGGUCUGAUAGGGAAGAUUCCCAACCACAGAGUGCUGGAAUUAAAGCAUGUGAAUCAAAGUUUAUGAAAAAUGAGGAUGAUCUUGAAGGUCUGUUGAAAGAGGAAGAGGAAUAUAAAGAAGCAUCUGCCUUUUCUGUAGACACAGCCGGUGCACUUAAAUGGAAAGAAGGCCUUACUCAAAAGGCAGCUGAAGCUUUUCUGAGGCAACAACAGUCAGCUCCCAAUCUCCGCAAACUUAUUUAUGGAGCAGUGGCUGAGGAUGAGGGGGUUGAAGAUGAAGAAAAUGACGAACUUGGAGGUUUGUUCCGCAUCAACCGCCCCAGCGAUGAAUCAAAGCGAAGAGUUGAUGCCCUUGACUGCUCCAAAUUCCCUGUGGAAACCCCGCAGAAUUGGGACUUGAACGAGGUUAUGGACAGUAUCAGAGACUGCUUUGUGACUGGAAAUUGGGAAGCUGAUAAAGAUGCUGCAAAACUGUUGAAGGAAGAUGAAGAAAUAUAUGGCGAUUUUGAAGACCUUGAGACAGGAAUUGUACACAAGGGCAAAGCAGCUGAUCAAAGAGAUGUGGCAACAAGUGAAGAAAAGAAAGAGAACGCUGAGGGAAAAGAUGACAAAGCUGGUGAAGAAGAGGAAAAGAAGCGCAUGGAUAAGAAACGUAAACUGAAAGAAAUGUUUGAUGCUGAAUAUGAUGAAGGAGAUGCGACCUAUUUUGAUGAUCUGAAAGGGGAGUUGCAGAAACAGGCACAGCUUAACAGGGCUGAAUUUGAAGAUCAAGACGAUGAGACCAGAGUUCAGUAUGAGGGCUUCAGACCUGGAAUGUAUAUACGGAUGGAACUUGAGAAUGUCCCUUGUGAACUGGUACUGCAUUUUGACCCACACUAUCCAAUUAUCCUGGGUGGCCUUGGAAACACGGAAGGAAAUGUGGGAUAUGUGCAGAUGCGUCUGAAGAAGCAUCGCUGGUAUAAGAAAAUACUUAAGACUCGUGAUCCUCUGAUUUUCUCGUUAGGCUGGCGGAGGUUUCAGACCAUCCCUAUGUACUACAUUGAAGACCAUAAUGGCCGCCACAGGUUACUUAAGUAUACGCCACAGCAUAUGCAUUGUGGGGCAACUUUUUGGGGUCCUAUCACACCACAAGGAACAGGAUGUUUGGCAAUCCAGUCAGUCAGCGGUACAACACCUGACUUUCGGAUAGCUGCUACCGGAGUUGUGCUUGACUUAGAUAAAUCUAUAAGAGUUGUGAAGAAAUUGAAGUUGACCGGUUUCCCAUUCAAAAUUUACAAGAAUACGGCUUUUAUCAAGGGCAUGUUUAACUCGGUAUUGGAAGUGGCUAAGUUUGAAGGUGCAGCCAUUCGUACCGUGAGUGGUAUUCGAGGUCAGAUUAAAAAAGCCCUGCGAACACCUGAGGGUGCUUUCAGAGCAACUUUUGAAGAUAAGUUGCUAAUGAGCGAUAUUGUCUUCAUGCGGACUUGGUAUCCUGUAUCCACCCCAGCCUUCUAUAAUCCAGUAACUUCCUUGCUAAAGCCUGUGGGUGAAAAAGACUCCUGGGCAGGAAUGAAGACAACAGGCCAGUUAAGGCACGAGAAGGGCAUCAGAUUAAAACAAAACAAAGAUUCUCUGUAUAAGCCUAUAGUGAGAGAGAAGAAACAUUUCAAUAAACUGCAUAUUCCAAAAGCACUUCAGAAGGCCCUGCCGUUUAAAAGCAAACCUAAGCUUCAGGAAGGAAAAACAAAAGUCACAAAGGAUAAGUGGAGACCUGCUAUUAUCAGGGAGCCUCAUGAAAAGAAGAUUGCAGCACUUCUGUCUGCUUUGGGUACAGUACACAGUUACAAGCUGAAGAAAGCCAAGGUGAAGCGUCGCCAAGAGCUUAAAGAACAUCUUAAAGUGAGACAGAAAGAGGAAGAAGAGAAGCUUAAGAGGCAGAAGGAAGCGAAGAAGAAACUCUUUCGCAUUAUUGGACAAAGGGAGAAAAAGAAGCAAAAAUCGAGCCUGAAGGGGUCUGCUGAAAGGGAAAAGUGAGUUUCUAGCAGCCAUCUGCAGGAAGCAAGGAGGCAUUUUACUCUGGAGUGCGCAUUUUUAAAAAUACUGUAAUAAGGUUCUGGACUCCAAUGAACUUGCCUUGAAGGAGAAGCAAAUAAUGAUACUGAUUGUCAUUUGAAAGCAUCGGCAUCAGCGUGCAUCAUGAUCUAUUGUGUUCACCACAGUAGGCUUGAGAAACUUAAGUGCAGGUGUUCGGUACCUGAUCAUUAAUUAAAGUAUUUUACAUUUCA
Messenger RNA from Rhineura floridana, 4357 nucleotides. It is a transcript of the gene BMS1, whose product is annotated as BMS1 ribosome biogenesis factor. Gene Ontology annotation, biological process: maturation of SSU-rRNA from tricistronic rRNA transcript (SSU-rRNA, 5.8S rRNA, LSU-rRNA); endonucleolytic cleavage of tricistronic rRNA transcript (SSU-rRNA, 5.8S rRNA, LSU-rRNA); ribosome biogenesis. Gene Ontology annotation, cellular component: nucleus; 90S preribosome. The transcript has 23 exons. The record is from RefSeq and is a predicted model, not a curated record. Bases 252 to 4106 code for a protein of 1284 amino acids. Gene Ontology annotation, molecular function: GTP binding; U3 snoRNA binding; GTPase activity. Lineage: Eukaryota; Metazoa; Chordata; Lepidosauria; Squamata; Rhineuridae.